CACCCAAGGGUCGUGGUUUGAUUCGACUCCGGGUGGCCAAGAAUAAGCUUCAUGUUGCCAAAAUUGACGUCUUCACUAUGCAGAAGCAUAGUGAUGAACAAGCUGGUACUCGUGUUCAACAGAGAAUGAAAAAAAGUUUAAGGGAAAAACAAACGGCUUUCAAAUCGAAAUACAAUACCUUCAAACGUCUGGUGGAUGGAUUCAAUGCUGAUUUUCCAGAUGGACCCGUAUUUGAUUGUCCAUCAUUUGAAAAUUGCCGAGCUCUUUCGGUGUACGAUCCUUUUUGGGAUGUUGGUCAAUUGACACAUCCUGGUGAGGCUUGGGCAGUUGAUCCAAAGACGCAAGAGGGCAUACAGGCCUACCUUGCAAUGACGCACGCUCAUGAUGAGCUUACUCGGGUCGGUCGCGAGUGUUGUCAAAUGAUCAAGUGGGCUGCAAGUGUCAAACAGAAGAUAUCAGUACUCUGUGAUGCACUUGCACUACGAGAUGACAAUGUUAGUAGCCUUUCAAACACUUGGAUCAUAAAGAUAGGGGGGUCGGUAAAGGCAGACAUGGCUGAGCGCUUAGCUGAGAGCAAGGAAGUGUUGCUCUCACUUCUAGCCCACCUAACUCAGACUUGUGGUCGAUUAUGGAUCACAUGGAACGUUGGGAUGAUGAAAAUUGUCAACAAAACUCUUGAGUACAGUCGAUUGUCUCCAGAAAGUGAGACUGACCUCAAGAUUCAAUGGACCAAUUUAGCUUCAAGAUCUAGAGAAGCCUGGCGAAAUGUAGUGGAAGCCCCAAUUCUGGAGGCAGAGCCGCUUGACGUUGAUGAAGCCGAUGAGAUGGGGAUGGAUGAUAUGGAUUUUGAUGAAGAGCAGGAUCGAUUUGGUUGGUUUGAUGUAGGUGAUGAAGAUGAAGGCGAUGUGUAACACCAGGAGUAAGAUCCGAAUUAGAAAUCUCAUUUAUUUUUCCUUUAUCGUGACUUUGUAAACUCGACUUACCUUUUGGUUCUACUAAAACAAUAUGCACCUGUUAAUCCGUUCUUUGAUUGAGGUGAAUUG
Messenger RNA from Melampsora larici-populina 98AG31, 1043 nucleotides. RefSeq lists its product as uncharacterized. The coding region runs from base 78 to 911 and encodes 277 amino acids. The record is from RefSeq and is a predicted model, not a curated record. Lineage: Eukaryota; Fungi; Basidiomycota; Pucciniomycetes; Pucciniales; Melampsoraceae. The transcript has 3 exons.